Diabrotica virgifera virgifera (western corn rootworm) is the source of this 9163-nucleotide messenger RNA. It is a transcript of the gene lic, whose product is annotated as dual specificity mitogen-activated protein kinase kinase 6. Gene Ontology annotation, biological process: protein phosphorylation; stress-activated MAPK cascade. NCBI's taxonomy places the organism in Eukaryota, Metazoa, Arthropoda, Insecta, Coleoptera, Chrysomelidae. The transcript is spliced from 5 exons. Bases 162 to 1163 code for a protein of 333 amino acids. The record is from RefSeq and is a predicted model, not a curated record. Gene Ontology annotation, molecular function: ATP binding; MAP kinase kinase activity.
GCAGUCAAGGAAGAGUCAAAGCAGUUGUCAGGUUUAUUUGCGUCAAAAAAAGUUUUUCUUUUUUUAUUAAACAUCUUUUCAUAUAUGGUCACGUUUGUUAUUGGAAUUGUACCGAUAAAACACAUUUUGUCCUCUCAACCAUAAAUAAUAGAAUUGGUAAGAUGUCUGGGAGGAAGAAGAAACCCGGCCUAAAACUUCAAGUUUCCGAUGACACCGUUCCCAAAGUAGUUCCUCCAGCAAAUUUAAACACCAGAACAACCAUCACUAUAGGGGAUCGAACCUUCGAUGUAGAAGCAGACGAUCUAGAAAAAAUCUGUGAUCUAGGACGAGGAGCUUAUGGGGUAGUAGAAAAGAUGAAACACAUUCCAAGCGAGACUAUUAUGGCAGUCAAAAGAAUCACAGCAACUGUCAAUACUCAAGAACAAAAAAGACUAGUCAUGGAUUUGGAUAUUUCUAUGAGAAGCAGUGACUGCCCUUAUACUGUACAAUUCUAUGGAGCGUUAUUUAGAGAAGGCGACGUUUGGAUUUGCAUGGAAGUUAUGGAUACUAGUUUAGAUAAGUUUUACGCCAAGGUGUACAAGAAUGGGAAAAAAAUUCCUGAGGAUGUUCUAGGAAACAUUGCUCUUGCUGUUGUUAGUGCCUUACAUUACCUUUAUUCCCAGCUUAGAGUUAUUCACAGAGAUGUUAAGCCUUCAAAUAUACUGAUUAACAGACAAGGAGAGGUAAAGAUGUGCGAUUUUGGAAUCAGUGGGUAUUUGGUAGACUCUAUAGCCAAGACCAUUGAUGCUGGAUGCAAACCAUACAUGGCUCCCGAAAGAAUAGAUCCCACCGGAAAUCCCUCACAAUACGAUAUACGUUCAGAUGUCUGGAGUUUGGGCAUAUCACUAAUCGAACUAGCCACAGGAGACUUCCCAUACCCCAAAUGGGGCACACCUUUUGAACAACUAAAGCAGGUCGUGGCUGACGACCCCCCAAGGUUACCUAGCGGACAGUUUUCACCGGAAUUUGAAGACUUCACCUGCAAAUGUCUCCAGAAGAAGUACACCGACAGGCCCAACUAUAGCCAGCUACUGGAGCACGAGUUUUUAGUGAAACACAAAGACAUAAAAACAGAUAUAUCUCCAUUCGUCUCGGAAAUACUUGAUAUACCUGACAAUCCCUGAGAUUCGUGUGUUGUUUGUUAGUUUUCGGCGGAAUUUUUAAAGUCAGGAAGCGUGGUGAUGGAAGCCAGGAAGUUUACUACAACAUAGAAUAUGCACUAAUAAGUUUCAAUCAGAAAUUAUGAUUUUUUUCAAUUACAUUUGUGAUAUUUUCAAUGAAAAAGGUUUCAGUUUGCUUUUUAUAGAAUUGUGAUUUAUAUUUUGAUCAUAAAAGAGAAAAGUCCGUGGGGUGGGAUCUGUUGAAAAUCAGACCAUAAUGGACAUUUUUCAUAGGAGUCUACUUUUUUGCUAGAAUCACUUCGUAUCAAUCAUCAUGACUUACUCACUCUUGGCGGAGUGUUUGCCGCUCUCUGAUUCAUUUGUUUCGGUGAAUCAGUUCUGUGUUGUCUUGUUACUAUUAUAGCAGCGUGUUCUGUGACUUGGCCCUGUCUUCGAUUUUCCUUCAUUAUUUUCUGUCGUUAACACUGCUCCUUCCAAUUGUAGAUUCUUAGCUUCUUUAUGUCUUCUAAGACUUGAUCACUCCAUCUUGUUUUGGGUCUUUCCUUUGGUCUCUUUGUUCUUGGUCUCCAUCCGGUUAUUCGCUUUAGCGUAGAAUCUGGGUUGGCUCUUUCUGUGUGUCCCAGCCAUCUGAGCCUUUGCGAACUCGAUUAUGCCACCUAUCCUCACCGUUACCAUUAUUCGUCGAAUUAUCUUUCUCUCUAAGAUUUCUAACUUCAUUUCAUCUUUUUGUGUUAAGCACAUCGUCUCUGCACUAUAGGUGAUAACUGGUCUGAUUGCAGUCUUGUAAAUUUUUAGUGUGGUUGUCUUACUAAUGUGAUUUUCUUUUAAGAAUUUUUGAUAAAAAAUAAAAAUCUUAUCUUGUAAAAGGUAUAUUUAAAAUCCCUAAAAAGGGCUGUAUCACAACAAAACGUUUUCGGAAUCAAUAUUCCAUCAUCAGUGUUAUCACCUAAAAUAAGUAUAACUAUAAGUAAAACAAACGUGAGGUUAAAUUUUGACAAAGAUAAAAAAGUGAAUAGUUAUACUUACAGGUUUACAUGGUUUAAGCCACCAAAAUGUACGUAAAUGUUUAAAGCAUGUAAACCUGUAAGUAUAACUAUCUAUUCACUUUUUUACCAUUGUCAAAAUUUAACCUCACGUUUGUUUUACUUAUAGAGUUAUACUUAUUUUAGGUGAUAACACUGAUGAUGGAAUAUUGAUUCCGAAAACGUUUUGUUGUGAUACAGCCCUUUUUAGGGAUUUUAAAUAUACCUUUUACAAGAUAAGGUUUUUAUUUUUUGUGAUUUAUGGUAUACAGGUAGUACAAGAAUUUUUCCUUGUGAAAUUUUUGAUAGUUCAAGUAGGUUUUAUUACCCAGUAGGAUGCGUUCAUUUAUUUCAUCAGUUCUAUCAUUUCUGCCAUUCACCAUCACUCUCAGGUAUUUGACAUGGUGUACUCUUUCAAAGGAAUAUGCAACAAGCCUAAUUUCUUUCUCGGUGAUGGUACUUUCUCUUGAACACUUGAGGAAUUUCGUUUUACUUUGGUUUAUUACUAGCCCUCUCUUCUUUGCUUCUUUAUCUAGUAUUAAUAUUAUCUUCUGCAUGGUUUUAAGUCUCUAGUAACCAGUGCAAUAUCGUGUGCAUACGCUACUGGUUGGGCUGAAGAUUCGAUAAUAGUUCCCAUAAUUUUGGCUGCUCUUACUGCCCCCUCUAUGGCAAUGUUAAAUAAUGUUGUUGACAAGGAAUCUACCUGUCUGACGCUUACCUCCAUUUGUACUUUAUCUGAGGGGCCUUCCCUUGAUCUCUCUUGUGCCCUUCUUCUCCAUUGUCUUGUGUUCAUGGUUUUCAGGUCAUGUUCCACGUCAUCCAACCAUCUAGUUCUGGGCCUUCCUAUCGGCUUCCAUUGUAAUAUUUUCUUUGUUUCUUUUUAUCGUCUUGUCUCUAUGUCAUGUCCCAGCUAUGAUAGUCUUCGACCUUUCACAAAUCGUACCAAAUCGUGACCUUCAUCCAAUUCAUUAACUUCGUUGUUUCUCCUGAUUCUCCAUGUGCCUUCUUCUUCUUGCAACGGGCCUUAUCGACGCAAAAACUGCAAAACCUCGUAAGUCGAUUUUUGGUCCAUUAUUGUUGGUUUAUACUUUUACAUAUCUUUUAAACUACGAAAGCUUGUAAGUCAAUAUUCAAAUUUAAUGCUACUAGCGACAUGUACAAAAACCUCAUAAGUAAGAUGUUAAGUUACAAAACCUCGUAAGUUGCCUUUUUAUGAGACAAAACCUCGCAAGUUUAAUGAUAGUUUAAGAUUUUAAGUAACAAAACCUCGUAAGUCGCUCUUUGACAAAAAAAAACAAUAUUACUGAAUUUUACUUGAUGGUAAUGGAAUCGUUACCUAAAAGAACACUACACACACAAAAUAAAUUGAAUCUUACAUAAAGAAGCCAAAAUGUUUUGUUCUAAAGUUACAUAAAACUGACUUACGAGGUUUUGCAGUUUAACCGUCGAUAUACUUUUCUCAGUAUUUUUUCUCGAAUGUCCUUGGGCUUCAUCCCUUUUCGUCAUUACCCAGGUUUUGGUCAGAUAGAUAGUCAUUUUGGUUCUUUUGUCCAAUAUCGAUGCCAUCAAACUUCUAUUAGCAUAGUGCAUAUCUACGAUUCCCGCUGGAAAUACGUGCAUUAGUUUCGCUACUUGCGAAAUUCUUCUGAUUUUCUGUGCCCAGAUAUCCUGCCUGGACUAGAUAUCAAAAUAUAAAGUGGAAGGAAAAAUUAUAUUUUUACAUAAUUUGUUAGUAAUUAGAAUGACAAAAAAUCUUGAUCAAUAGUAUGUAUUGCAUUCAAGCUGAGCUACUACAUGUGGCAUUACCAUUAAGUGAUGUUGAAUGAAAGAUUUUAGAAUUCUCCAUUACUACUUAAUUUAUACAUGAUACCAUUUAAUGGAAAUUUUAAAUCAAAUUGUUUUUAAUUUUUUUUGUUUUUUUUUUACUAUCGGUUUCUAUCACCAAUCUUCCAUUUUCUGUUUUAUUAUCUUCUGUAUAAUUUUUAAUUUCUGCAUUUUUAAACAAUCGUUCUGUUUUAACGGUACUAAGAGUAUUUUUUUAAAUUGUGGCUAAGUCACCAUUAAUUUUUAUCUUGUUUAGUUGGCGAUUUUUAGCAGAUAUUUUAUUUUCCAUAAUUUUUUAAUAGAAAAUAUAUUUUUAGAGAAACAGUAUAGUAGAGGUCGGAACAAAUUGUUCACGAAUAGUUUUGUACAUGUGUUUGAAAUUUAGAUACUCCUCUGAAGUUGUAAUUAAAAAAUAUAAAGUAGGACUAAAAAAGUAUUAAGAGUUCAGAAUAGAGAUGAGAAUGUACCAUAAAUGGAUGGUCCAGAUCAUACAAAAACAAGGAUACGCUUGCAAUGUAAUGAUGCAAGAUGAUUGCAAUAAUAAUACAAUAGACAGAGUGUUUUAUUUAAAAAACAAAGUAACUAAUGAAAUCAGAAAAAUGGUAAAUCUGGCAACAUUGCAAUCACCAAAUUUGAAAUCUUAAUAUUGCAGAAUAAGCGUAUUCUGGUUUUGUACAAUUCGGACCAUCCAAGAGAUAUUUAGGCGUUUCUAGACUUAGUCCACUAGCUAGUAGACACACGGGUAACCUAAUUGUUAGGCUUGGGCUAAUCCGGUCCGUUCUCAUGUGACUUUCAUGUCUAUCGUGUCAUGUGACUCUAAGCCGCACAUCAAAGAAACAUGAAACGUAAGAAAUAAAACACUGCUAAACAAAUAGACGUCCGGCCAUUUAUGAAACUUUCCGAAAAUAAAAAUGUGUUAUGAGCAUGAAUCACACUCGUUUCAUUGGUAGGCGGACUUCAAGAUUUGUUUAGCCGUGUUUAAUUUUCAUGAAACGCGUUUUACGUUUCAUGUUUCGUUGGUGUGCGGCUUGCCUUAUGAAACUAUUCAAAAUAUGUAAUUGUUUUUCAAUGCAAAAAAUACAUGAAUUUAUAGUAUUGUUAAUAUGAUUUAAAAUAACUAUUCAAACACGAACAAUAUUAUAGUACUUUAUAACUUUUACAACUUUAACACAAUGACAACUAUAAACUUCAAAUACAACUGUUCUAUAAACUGUCAACUUUCUAUGUUUAUAUUUGGUUUUUAUACAUUUUCUGACGUUCUACACAUAAAAGUAAACAGUGCAAAAAGUAAAGGGUCCAGGACUGUAUUAACUCAAUGUACCCGUGUGCCUAGUAGCGUGGCGGUUUCUGUAUAUACAUAUACAGAGUGGGCCAAAGAAAACAGUCCACCUCGAUAUUUGACAGUAUUUAUUAGAUUUAAUACCCAUUAAUUAUUCUGAUUUAGUGGAUGGAUAUUAGUACAGUUAAAAUAAUUAAGACGAUAAUGAUUUAAUCAGUGAAAUUUAAAGUUUUUUCUACUUUAAUGACAAAAAAGCAAGCUCAUUAGCAGAACCCAAUUAAAAAUUAUUUUGCACAUCAUAUUUGAAACAUUAUUUGGUUGAAAAAUCGCAUUUUGUUGGCAAAAAAUAUAUUAAUUUGUCUGGACUAAAUUACAGAUCUGUUUAUCUUAAAAGACAUAUGUUACUAUCAACAUUAACACAGUGUUGCCAAACUGAAUUUUGUUAUGUUGAGUGUAAAUUUUCCCAGCGAUCUCCGAGGGUACAAUACAUACAUCUGUCAUUUGUCAACCCUCUCCCUUCCACUUCUCUCACCCCUUAUUUUUAAAUAGGGAAUAGGGGUCGUGUGCUACCUCAUUUGAAAGGUUAUUCGAUUCUCUAUUCAGUAAUAUUAACAUUGACAUAAUUAUUUAUACAGGGGCCCAAGAAAAUUAUUUUGAAUUAAAUUAAUUGCCACAAAAAGAAGAAUGUAUGCAUUUUUUUAACUCAAAGUACAUUCUACUCCUGAUAGAAAACAGAAAAAAUGUUUAUUUCACAAAUAAACAUUGUUUUUCGCUUAAAUUAAAUGUUCAAACUGUCAAGAGGCAGAUGGUUGGCAGCUUGAACAUUGAAAUUAAGCGAAAAGCAAUAUUUAUUUAUCAAAAAACAUUUUUUUCUGUUUUGUGACAGCAGUAGAAUGUAUUUUGAAUUAAAUAAAUUACAUACAUUCUUCUUUGUGUCAAUUAAUUUAAUUAAAAUAUUUUUUUCUUGGACACCUUGUAUAAAUAAUUAUGUUAAUGUUUAUAUUACUGAAUAGAGAAUUGAACAACCUUUUAAAUGAGCUAGCACACGACCCCUAUUUCCUAUUUAAAAAUAAGGGGUGGGAGAAAUGGAAGGGAGGGGGUUGACAAAUGACAGAUGUAUGUACCGUAAAAAUCUACCUUAGAUCGAAAACCGACCUGUUUCGUCAUUUCUUUAAAACCUAAUAAAUACUGCCAAAUAUCGAGGUGGAAUGUUUUCUUUGGCCCACUCUGUAGACCACUUUUAUUUUAAUUUCCUUGGUUCAUCGAUCUGGGAUUAAUCAUACAGUCUGUAUAUUAUUGACAGACAUUUUUUGGCGAAUUGCCAUUUUUAAUGAACAUUUAUUAAUUUUCAAUAACGAACAUAGAUUCGAAAGUUAAUUAAUUUUAUUACUUUAUAACUUCAACUAAUCUAAUGCUGAAUAAAGUGUUCAUUGGAAGUAAUACAGGGUUGAAGCUUUGGAACAUUAUAGUGUUUUGUUAAUCCCCGACGGGUAAACUGAGGAAAUUCAAAUAAAAUAUUGUUGAAAAUUCACGGUCAGGAAAUUUAUUGUGUGUGUUACAUGUGUUUUUAGAUAUUCUGUAAUUUAUUUUCUAAAGGAUGACCUAAAUUUCUAUAAUUCGUGUAAAUUGAUAGCAGUUCAUAGCGUAAUGGAAAAUAUAUAAAAGUAGAUAUGAGGCUUUCCAAGAAUUUUCCAAAAUUAUUUUCGAAAUGAGUUGCAUUUAUGUAGUUUGUUUUGGUCAGUGUCCUUUAUAAGAAUGCCAGUAUUUUGUGAAAAAGCCAUAAUAUCUUAUAAGUAAAAUUUAAUAAAAAAUGUUUGUCCUGGUAAAAGGUAUAUUAGUUUAAAAAGCCCUAUAGGGCUACAAACAUAGAAACAGAACGUUUUCGCUCUGUAACAAGAGCAUCAUCAGUGUUACAAGAACAUAGUGAGCCACCCAAAAAUACAAAGGUUGAAACCUUUUAAAAAUAGACUAGUAGUCUCAUAUAAAUAUAACCAUCUUAAAAUCCAAAGGAUGGAUAAAAUUCCUAUGGAUGUGGCUUUAGGGCAACAUAUGACUUUCUAUUUUUAAAAGGUUUCAACCUUUGUAUUUUUGGGUGGCUUACCAUGUUCUUGUAACACUGAUGAUGCUCUGGUUACAGAGCGAAAACGUUUUGUUUCUAUGUUUGUAGUCCUAUAGGGGCUUUUUAAACUAAUAUAACUUUUACCAAGACAAAAAUUUUUUAUUACAUUUUACUUGUAAUUCAUGGUAUACAGCCACCUACAGGAAAUUCUUCCUUGUGGAUUUUUAUAAUAUAUUUUGUUAAUAUUAACAUUUCUAAUUACUUGGCAUUCAAUAACACUUACCAUCUGAUUUGUUCAUAUUUGUGAUAAUUCAUUCUUUUUUUUUCUUAUCCCUGUUCAUUUUUUAGAUAGACUUGCACUAUGGCGCGAUAAUUUUUGUCAACGAUAAUUUUGAUCACUAGUAAUCGUUGGGCUGAAAAGCUCGUAAGCUAACAUAGAAAAUUUUUUUUUUUUUUGAUAAAAUUUGAUUUUACUAUUCAAUAUAUUUGAGGGCGAUACAACGAUUAUAGCGGUCAUACAACUUUUCAAUACCAUUUUUAUAAUACAAUUUGUCUUUAACCUCAGUUUCGGCGAUUAUCUCUUCAUUGGUGCUUAUUUUUUUCCAGCGAGCAUUCUCUCGAGGUCAGCGAACAGGUGGUAGUCGCUGGGAGCCAUGUCUGGUGAAUACGGUGGCUGUGGAAACAAUUCUAAGCCCAAUUCAUGAAAUUUUGCCAUCGUUUUCAUUGAUUUGUGACACGGUACGUUGUCUUGAUGAAAUUGCACUUUCUUUUUCUUCAAAUGGGGCCGUUUUUUUCGCGAUUUCGUCCUUCAAACGAUCCAAUAACGCAAUGCAAUAUUCGCUGUUAAUGGUUUUCCCUUUUCAAGAGCAAGAGUUUCAAACACUUCUCAGAAUCAUCAAUUCGUUGUUUUUGAUCUGUUGUGAGCUUUCGCGGCACCCACUUUGCACGGAGCUGUCGCAUACCCAUAUAUUCAUGCACAAUAUAUCCAACAAGUUCCUUUGAUAUCUAUAGAGUCUCAGCUAUCUCGAACAACUUCACGUUACGGUCAUCCAAAAUUUGUGGAUUUUUUGAUGUUUUCGUCGGUAACAGCCUCUUUGGAGCGUCCACUGCGAGCAUCGUUCUCGGUGCUCAUUUCGCCUCGUUUAAACUUAGCAAGCCAUUUCUCAACGGUUGAUUUUCCUGGUGCAGAGUCCAAUGUUUAUCAAAGCAAGCUUUGGCUUUGACAGUAUUUUUUUCGCCAAAAAUCAAUGCUGCAGGUAAUUCCUUUUUAUCAAUUUUUUUAGCUAACAAGUUGUUUCAGUGAAAAUGCUGUGUUUUUUAAACUAAUGUAGGAUUCGUUAAAGACAAUCGUAAUAAAAGUCCGUGUGAUGUUUAACAGUUUUAAUUAAUAAAAUAGAUACCAUUAAAUUGACUAAAUGUAAAAGUGUUUGUGUAAUUGCGACUAAAAUUUUACGAGUUCUCACAAAAGAAAAUGUAUUUGAAAUAAUCGCGUUUAUCUACUUAAUAUAUGACCGGCUUGUCAAUAUAUUAGUACAUCUUAAACUUCGCGUCUUUUCGAUUAUCGCCAAAUACAGCCUCUUUCAUUCGAAUCUAAAAAUCGACUCACUCUGGCACCCCUACGCUAAAACAAAUUCUCUUACAUCUAAUCUCCCUUUUCCGUUUUCCCCUGAGAACCAACCUAUUAAAAUUGGAUCAAAGUAUGUACCGACUUUUUCCAAUAAACGGAAACCAAUAAAAUUAGUCAAGGCGGCUACUGUUUAUCUUAAACUCCGAUUCCAAACGAUUCGCACAUGUGGCAUAUGUGUUCGUAUACGUGAGA